This is a messenger RNA of Cololabis saira (Pacific saury), 3116 nucleotides long. RefSeq names its product zinc finger protein 185 with LIM domain (gene znf185). The record is from RefSeq and is a predicted model, not a curated record. The transcript has 30 exons. Lineage: Eukaryota; Metazoa; Chordata; Actinopteri; Beloniformes; Belonidae. The coding region runs from base 172 to 2688 and encodes 838 amino acids.
CGUACCUGUUUGCACACACCUGUCAGACAGAGAGAGGCUUUCCCUCAGUUCCCACAGGCCACUCUCCGUGGGACACACUCACACGCUCAGCUUGGCUGCGUGGACCUUUGCUCUGCUGGAUAUUAGUAGGUGGUGCGUAAGGAAAGCAGACGAUAAGCUUCUGGAGCAACCAUGUCAAAAGAGGGAGACAGAGCAUCUGUUUUUCGCACCACCAAAGUACGGACCAAGCUAAAGGGGGAUGGCAGCUGGAUGCAGCGCAAAGAAGAACCCCAGGCUGAAGCCCAGGAGGAGAAACCAUGGGUGGCAGCAGUCAGAGCCAGGCGCUUGAAUGGUGCCCCCAUAGAGACCAGUCCAGUUUCCUCGCCUACUAAAUCCACCCCAGAACCCACAAAGCUGGACAAUGAGAGCCGAGCGCCUACCUCAGGAUACCUGAUCAGAGGCAUUUUCACAAAACUAGAAAAGCCUGCUCCCACGCCUGCGUCUAAUGGCAUUAGCCCAACAACACAAAUCACCAAAAAGCCCUCAGAGACCUACAAGAGAAUAGCCCCCCACACUGUGAGGCCCACAUCAGAGCAACAGGAGGGUCAACUUAGCCCGGAGGAGCAGGAGAAACGGACAGAGGCAGCCAGAAAUGUCCUGAAGAGAAAUGCGGCCAAGCAGCGCUCUUACGUGCUUUCUGCUGCCAAGAAAUAUGAGGCAAAAGAAACAUCACCUGACACAUCGCUGAUCGACAGCAGUCCAUCAUUUGUGGCUAAAAGGGUGGAGAUUAGUGAUGAUGAUGAUGAUGAGAGCUCUGCCAGCACUGGGCCACCAUCCCCUGUUGUUCCUGUAACAUCUGCCACUCCUGCACCGGAGCCCAAACCCCGGAAAACAGCCGUCAACACAGUGAAGACACCUGCUGAUUUGCCUGUUAACGAGCCAGAGCCGGAGCAGCUCUUGAAGGUGACGGAUGAGCCUCCCAAUGUGACGGAUGGGCCUCCAAAGGUGGAGGCGGCCCGCCAAGAGCCUGUGAAAGAAGUCCCCCUUCCGCAGUCUGUUAUAGAGAAAGGCCAACUUGAAGACAUGAAAUCAGUCUCUACAGAGCAACAUAAUGAAGACUCGAGCAUUUCUGAGCAGGCUGAAACCUCACAGGCGAAACUUCUGCCACCAUCACAUCCUCCGCCCAGUCCAGAGUCUCCCGCGCCGGGUUCAGCCAUCCCAGAAUCACCUGUUCCAGCAUCCCGUCCAACAUCAUCUUCCGUCCCAGCGUCUCCUGCCCCUGUGACAUCUGCACCAGUAUCACUCAUCCCAGUGUCUGCUGUAACCGAGGCCACAGUGAAGCUUGAACCUGAAUCUGAACCUGAACCUGAACCUGAAUCUGAACCUGAAACACAAUCAAAAAUGUCUCAAGAAAUAAGCUCCAGUGUUGACACACUAUCUGCCUUGUCUGACACCCUCAUUUCUUUUGACACAAGCUCAUCAAGCUUUAACAAUGAUCAGCCAGAGCUGGCGAAGGAAGAAGGAGGCUCAGCGGACAGGCACGCCGCAGAGGACAGUGUUGAACAGGGGCCAGAUCCGCUCAGCAAUGGAGAACCCAUAACAGAUGAUCUCCUUGGCUUCAGUGACGGUCCGCAGGAGUCAGCAGAGCCCGUUCCCCCCAGCCCGGGACGCUGGAGUCAGGAUCUGCUAAGCGCUCUAGACAGUGAGUCAAACCAAGCCAAGACAGAUGAUCCUCAGGAGGUCCUGACCAAUGAUCCCACUGUUACCAACACAGACAUAAACAGCCAAGAGGACAAUGCAGAUCCCUGGAGCUUGCAUGCGACAACCACGGUGACAGAAACAAGCUCGACUGAUCCGUUUGAUCCAUAUCCGAUAGGGACCACAUCCCGUAACAGCUCCUCUGACCUGCUUCAGCCCCUCUCCGAUAUUUCCAUCAACAGCAUGAGCAGUAACGCACUGGAAUCUCUUGCAGACAAUGUCAUACCUAUCGACACAGACACCAAAAGCCUCAGCUCUCGGCGGUCCUGGACUCGGACAUGGGACGCAAGCCCACCAGAGCAGACUAACACAGAAGAGAGCCCAGACGCUGAGCCAGAAGCAGAGGGCCAAGCCGAAGAUCAGCAGACAGGCGGCAUGUUUGAGAGAAAAUCUACUGAGAAUGAGUCCCCGUGGAAAAGAUGGACAUCACCGCCUGUCUACCCAGUCACCGCCACAACAGAAGAAGAAGAGAACGAGAAGGAAGAUGAUGAAGAAAAGGAGGAGAGGGAGAUAGAGAGCGAGCCGGAGCCUGCUAUGGAUCGAUCUGUGACCCAUACCCCAACUGUGGUAGAGGAGGAGCAGCGUGUCCAAACCCCUGAGCCUGAACCCAAAAAGGGGUUUGUUUAUGUGAAGGAAUAUGUGAAUGCAACAGAGCUGUCCUUGCACAAUCCCAGAGAAACAGAUGGGGGGGCAGAUUAUUUGACCUCGAGCUCUGUCGGUUACUCAUACAGCCCUUCCAGUUACUCCAGAGCGCCGCAGUCCUCCACCUGCACGUAUUGUGGAGAACAGGUGGGCAACGAUGCCAAGAUCAGCAUUGAGCACCUCAAUAUCAACUGCCAUCCUGCCUGCUUCAAGUGCGACCUCUGCAGCAAGCCUAUGGGAGACCUUCUCUCCAGUAUGUUCCUACAUGGGGGGAAAGUCCAUUGCGAGAGCUGCUAUGCCAGUGUCUAAUAAUUAUCUGAGCUUAUCAUCAGUUUCCCGUCACAAUCUCUUUCCUUUACGUUCAUUUGCAUAUAAAGUGAGAAGUGGUCUUACAAACUGUGUGUAAUAUAAUUCAAGCUGAUCAUAUGAACUGCUGUCGUGCAAGUGAUUACUGAAUGUGGAUUCUAACGCCUUAAAUAUGCCGCUCAAGUCUCUUUUUUGUGUGGUGGUGAAAAACUGUUUCUGACUCAACUUGUGAUGAAGGACAUGUCUGAGAAGAAUGAUGUGCUGCGUACACGUCUACGUGCACUCACAUACUGGCAAGCGGGCGCAUUGGAAUUCAGCAGCAAGAAUAUGACUUUGUUACAAAAUGUUUACUUCUUUUAUUGUCCUUGGUAUAAAAUAGUGUGUUCACAUGUAUGAUGCUUUAUAGACAAAAUAAAAUGAUUUAUAAAAUC